Molecule: messenger RNA, 1639 nt
Organism: Phlebotomus argentipes
Lineage: Eukaryota; Metazoa; Arthropoda; Insecta; Diptera; Psychodidae
Product: transmembrane protein 64
Exons: 5
Coding region: 501-1382 (293 amino acids)
Source: RefSeq, a predicted model, not a curated record
UUAUUAUAGACCUUUCGCACCACUCACUUUAUCUCUACUGCUUCUUGGAACACUCUAUCGCUUCUUAUCGCGAUAUAAAGAUAAAAUUACACACUUUAUUGCAUUCGAACAUUCACACAUGCGUGGGCCAUCAGUCGAAUGUUUUCGAGAGUUCAUGUUUACACUACGUAAUUCCAUCUGAGUUAGAGGCUUUUGCAUUACUGCAUGCUCAACACGAGAAUCCCAGCUCGGCUGGCGGCGCUGGCCUUUGGCAACCUUGUCAGCUGUCAGCAACUGGGUUGCCUUGUGCGCAGUCAGCGCUGAAAUCUCUCCGGGGAAUGAGGUGGUCUGGGGAAAGUGCCUGAGCAAAUUGGCCCCAAUUCGAAGUGGCUGUGUGACAUGAUUGCCCAGUGCGAGCCACAGAGCUCCUGAGUGUCCAGUGUCGACUGUGUGAGCGCGAUUCCUGCCCAUGAGUCAAGUUCAUGGGUGCUCUGGCCAGCCGUGAGAGAAUGUGAGCAGCGAUGGACGAGAAGUGUCUCGAGGAGGGUGAUCUGGACGAGGAGAGGCUCGUGGUGCCGGACAAGUUCUGCGUGCGCCUGCAUCGGUGCGUGUCGCACAAUCGCAUCCUCAACUACCUCCUGCCCAGUGCCGUGCUGCUGGUGCUGAUCCUGGUGGUGUACUUCUUCAAGGACUCCUUCAAGGCGCUGCUGUUCUGGGCAGAGAACCAGAACUCCUGGUGCGUCUUCUUCAUCUUCAUCGGAUUGUUCGCUGUCGUGAGCUUCCCCGUCACAGUUGGCUAUCUCGUGCUCAUCAUCACGAGUGGCUACAUGUUCGGACUGAUUAAGGGCCUGCUCACGGUCAUCCUGGGCGCCAAUGUGGGCGUCGCGAUAGCCCAUAACACCAUCCGCAGCAUCCAGACAUUCCUUCCAGUCCAAAAAUUGAUCAAGAACGAGACGGGACGUGCAAUAUUGCGAGUGAUUUCCGGACCCAGAGCGUUCAAAGUCGUUCUAUUCUGUCGACUCACGCCGAUUCCCUUCGGCCUGCAGAACACGAUCUUCGGGGUGAGCGCCGUGAACCCGCGCAGCUACCACACAGCCACUCUUUUGGGUCUGCUGCCGGCGCAGACGAUCAAUGUGUACCUGGGCUCGACGCUGCGCUCGAUGCACGACGUGCUGAACGACCAGAAGACGGCAUUGGCGGGCUACAGCAUCUUCGCCGUGCAGACGGUGAUCGGCGUGCUGCUGAUGGCGUGGGUGGUGCAGAAGGCGCGCACGGAGCUGUCCAAUGCGCUGCUGAGCGACAUGGGUGUGGAGCACAAACUCCUGAAACGUUCCAAACUCAAAUGGAUGCGGAAAUUGUACAAAUGUGACAAUACAAUAGUAAUUAAUCCGCGAAUAAUUUAGUUUCUUCCGGAGAGAGAGAGACGAUUUUAAUGCCAAUUUCAUUGUAGAAUUAUGGUUAACCUUUAUUGAGAAGAAUUCCAAGUGAUUUGAUGUGUUUUUGGGACGCCCUGAACAAGUUUCUAACGAAUUUUUGGCAUUUUUCUCACUCAUAUGAAAUGAAUCGUAUAAAACAUUUUACAUGAUAUUAUUUCCUCGUAAUUUAUGUUGAUAAGGACAAAUAAGAAUGUUCAAUUACAAUGACAAGUAUGAUAAAAAUA